UACAACGAGCUGAACAGCAAGAUUGUCCACAAUAAGUCUUUGACUUCGCUACAAUUCGCUGCAGUUGUUGUUCACUUUGCUGAGAAUUUCAUACCAAAGACAUGGAAUCAAAUUCAAUAGAAGAACUGAGAAAAAAGAUCAAAAUACGGGAUGGAAGAAAGAUUUUAUAUCUUUCGGGUCACAGUUUGGAGGAAUUGCCUGUAGCUGUGAUGGAAUUAAUUGAGUUGGAGGAACUUUACCUGACUAAUAAUAAACUUAAAACAAUUCCUGAAAAUAUUAGAAAACUGAUUAAUCUUACUAGACUUGAUUUAUAUGGAAACCAGCUCUCCAUAUUCCCUGCAAGUCUGAGCCAGCUGAAAAAACUAAAAUGGCUGGACAUCUCAUGGAAUGAAUGGCUAACCACUGAUGCUAUUGGUGAGAUGGAGGAGCUGGAGAUACUGUUUCUGAAGGAAAACCAGUUGACUGUGUUGAGUUCAUCUAUAACACAGCUGAAGAAACUCAAAGAGCUAUACAUCACAGGUAACAAACUAACCACCAUCCCUGAUGCUAUCGGUGAGAUGGUGGGACUGGAGGUACUGGAACUGAAUUACAACAAGUUGACUGAGUUGAGUCCAGCUAUAAAACAGCUGAAGAAACUCAAAGUGCUGUCCAUCUCACAGAACCAACUUACCACCAUCCCUGAUAGUAUUGGUGAGAUGGUGGAUCUAGAGAAACUGGAUCUGAGUCACAACCAGUUGACUGUGUUGAGUUCAAACAUAAAACAGCUGAAGAAACUAGAAUGGCUUAAAAUCUCAUACAACAAACUAACCACCGUUCCCAAUGCUAUUGGUGAGAUGGUAAAUCUAAAGACAUUGAAUCUGAGUUACAACCAGUUGUCUGUGUUGCCGAGUUCAGCUAUAAAACAGCUGAAGAAACUUGAAUCUUUGUAUGUGGAUGGGAAUCCUACUUUUACAGCUGAAGGAAUGAGGAGUGUUAUGGAGCUAGAGGAUAAGAUUGACAGAGUAUAUUCAGCUAUCCCAGACUAUGUGGAAAGACUGAGGCCAGAAGGACGUGAAGUAGAGUUGGCUUAUGAAAGGGCUUUGAAAGAUGGAUAUGUAGAAGUUUACCGUGGUCGAAUCAUGCUCAUUGGCCAGGAACGUGCAGGUAAAACCAGUUUAAAGAAGAGUCUCUUAGGCCUUCCAUUUGACCCUGAAGAGCAGAGUACAGAGGGGAUUAUAGUGGAUCCAUCAAAGUGUGAAAUUGAUGUUAACCAAGUCAGAAAUUGGCAAUCCACCAACAAGAACAAACCAGUACUCUUGGAACAUGGUAAAGGUAUAGCAGAUAUUUUGUUAGGGGAUAUGCUAAGGAGGCAAGGAAAAGAUGCAGAAGAUAGUACAAGAAAAGAAGAAGAUUCAGAAGAAAGUUCAGUGGAAGACUCCUCUGAUGAUGAAGCUGAGGCAGAGGAGGACAAAGGCGGUGAAAAUUUCCAGGAUUCCAAAGAAGAAAACUCACCAAAUGAACCUGAGGUACAGAUUGACUCUUCACCUCCAGAUGACAUCAUGAAAUAUCUUCACCAGGGACUAGAGUAUGUCAAAUGUAGAGGUGACAUCAACAGAGAGGUUUUCUUAAGUUUAGACAUGUGGGAUUUUGCAGGGCAGCAUUUGUACUAUGCCAGUCACCCUAUCUUUCUAUCGUCACGAGCAUUGUACGUAUUGGUACACAAUCUUAGUAAGCCACUAGAUGCCCUAGCUGAGCCUUGCGUCAGACAAGGAACAGUUGAUAUCAGAUUGGAAAACUCCAACAAUGAAACAAAUAUAGAGAAUUUGUUGUCAUGGCUGGCCACAGUUCACAGUGUUGCCCAAGCACCAGUAACUGAUGACACAGAUAAUGAUGCACAGCACAAGUUGCCCUACCUCCGCCCCCCAGUGUUCAUUGUUGGCACGCAUGCAGACAAACCAGUUGAUGACAUUGCAGUGAUGAAAAAACAAAUAAAGGAGAGAAUUUCUGGCAAGGAAUAUGAGAAGCAUGUGGUGCGGCCUCUCUACUGCAUUGACAACACAAGGUCAUCGUUAAAAGAACCAGAUAAUGAAAUUAAUGCUGAUAACAGCUGUGGGGAUGCAAUUCAUUUGCUACAAAACAGAAUCAUGGAAGUGUUGAGAAAGGAGCCCUAUAUGGGAGAGAAAAUCCCAAUUAGCGUAUAUUUCAUUUAUGGUAUCUAUACUUCUAUUUUUAAACGUACAUGCACAGCAGCAAGUUUUAUUUUGAAGCAAGACUUAAGUUACACCCCACUUCAUUUGAUGUAUCAAAUUAACAGCAAAGAUCCUCUGUACACCAAGUACUGGCAGGAACUUGAGGGCAGUGGCAUUCUCAGCAUGGAACAUGUUGAUCAUGUUUUCUCCAGCUUUAUUGACCCAAUGCAAGGAAUUGAUAAAGAAGAUAUCCUAGGCAUGAUGGAGCAAUUUGGUUUAAUUGCUAAGUUCUCUGUUUCUCCAAAUAAUUUGAAGUACUUUGUACCCGCUCAGCUGAAGUCAUCACCUGACAAACUUUUAAAAUUGAAGCCAUCAUUAACUGAUCCAUGUCCAGUGUAUCUCUUCUUCAUGCAUGGCUUUGUCCCGCAUGGUCUGUUCUUACAGCUUGUCUCACGCUCCAUUCGUUUUUGUGCUGAAACAUGGCCGCACAUGGCUCAACCUACCCUGUACGAAAAUGGAGCACGGUUUAUCGUUGGGAAAAAUAGUCACCAUUUUGCCCUCAUUUGCAAAACAGGAUUUAUCAAGAUAAUCUUGCGACAAUUGAAGCAAAGUCAUCAGGUUGUGAAACAGAACACAGCUGAACUAGCAACUGUCAUUCGUGAAUUUCUUGAAGCAACUCUACAGGCUUUGCCUCAGGAACUGCCCUACCUGAGGCGACUGCAGUAUAGACUGUGUGUUGCCUGUCCAUAUUGUUAUCAAGGGACAGAGGAACCACUUAAAGCAUGCUCAGACCACAUCAAAACCACUUGCACACACAAGGACUGCUUCCACCUUAUUGAUGCAAAUGAGGGAAAUCCAACAAUCUGUAGUCGAGAUAUCUGGGAUGAAGAACGUACCAUCAGUGGACUGGAAAAGUGGUUCUUGAGAGGAACACGCCAGGGGUCAAGGUGUUCAAAUGUCACUGCCAAAUCACAGGGUGCAGCAGCUGGAGUUAAUCUAAUGAAGUCUGACGUGGCACUGAAGGUGACUCUUCUGGGCAGUGAAUGGAGUUCAUCAAUGGGAGGCUUGUCCACCAUAAACAGACAGCUUGCCAUUCUGUUGGGCAAACAUUCUCAAGUAGACGUCACCCUCCUUGUCCCGCAGUUUGCCUGUUCUGAAGAAGAGAGGAGAAUGGCAUCGCGUCACAAUGUAUCCCUGAGAGAGGCACAAAGACGUCCGGGCUAUACCGACCCCCUUGACUGGCUGAGUGCCCCACCUAGAGAUCUAGCCAUUGACAUAGUACUGGGUCAUGGAGCAAAGCUUGGUAAACAAGCCCAAAUUAUUAGAGAAUCGCAUCAGUGCGGGUGGAUACAGGUGGUGCAUACUGUACCUGAGGAACUUGGAAUGCACAAAAACUAUGCUAUGGCCAUUUGUAAAGGUGAAGAGAAGAAUACAACUGAAGUGGAGUUGUGUGAGUUGGCAGAUGUUGUGGUAGCAGUUGGACCAAAGUUGACGAAGGCUUACUCUUCCUACCUGCGCUCAUGUGAGAAGCACCAAGAGAUCAUUCAACUGACGCCAAGCACAUUCAGUGAGUUUUCCGACGUGAAACAAGCAGCAAUUGACAUGGAAAAGUUUAAGGUUCUAACGUUUGGCCGGGGUGAUCCAGAGGACUUCAGCCUGAAGGGCUACGAUAUCUCUGCCAGAGCAAUAGUUGAACUGAGAGACAGAUCUUGCCAUUUGAUUUUCGUGGGUGCACCUGACGGUAAACAGGAUGAGGUUGCAGAAGAUUUGCUCGAGAGUGGAAUUGAUAAAGGCCAGCUGACUGUGAGGAAGUUCGUACAGAGCAAAGAGAGAUUGAAAAAAUUAUUUUGUGAAGUUGAUCUCUGCAUGAUGCCUUCCAGAACAGAAGGUUUUGGUUUGACAGCAUUAGAAGCUUUGUCUGCCGGUCUUCCCAUUCUUGUCAGUGGUAAUUCAGGAUUUGGUGAAGCAUUGAGCACUGUACCAUCAGGCAAAUCAUUUGUGGUGGAGUCUGAGGACCCCAAAGAGUGGGCAAAGGCCAUUGCUGGUGUCCGAGAGAAGGAAAGAUCAGACCGACUUCAUGAGAUUCAGCAACUGAAGACUUCCUAUGAAGAGAUGUACAGCUGGGAGAAACAGUGUGACAUUCUUGUGGAGAAGAUGUGGGACAUAAGUAUGACACCUGAUAUUCUUUUAAGUAUGAUAAGGUUAAGUGUGUAUACAGGUCAACACCACCAGGGCCUAUCCCAGUGUUCACAGCGUGAAGUGACCAGGAGUAGUGCUGCUACUCCUGCACAGAAUGAUGGUCUUUCUAGGAGCUCUGAUAGCAGCCAGCUUGUAUCCCUUGAUGGGAAGAGGAACUGA
Stylophora pistillata is the source of this 4526-nucleotide messenger RNA. RefSeq lists its product as uncharacterized. Gene Ontology annotation, cellular component: cytoplasm. NCBI's taxonomy places the organism in Eukaryota, Metazoa, Cnidaria, Anthozoa, Scleractinia, Pocilloporidae. Gene Ontology annotation, molecular function: protein binding. The record is from RefSeq and is a predicted model, not a curated record.